Messenger RNA from Zea mays, 1392 nucleotides. RefSeq lists its product as uncharacterized. The record is from RefSeq and is a predicted model, not a curated record. The transcript is spliced from 3 exons. Gene Ontology annotation, biological process: regulation of DNA-templated transcription. Gene Ontology annotation, molecular function: sequence-specific DNA binding; DNA-binding transcription factor activity. Bases 156 to 1091 code for a protein of 311 amino acids. NCBI's taxonomy places the organism in Eukaryota, Viridiplantae, Streptophyta, Magnoliopsida, Poales, Poaceae.
CUAUCUCAUUCUCAUCACCUACCUAACGAAAAACCUAACCCUCUGUCGCUCCAUCAGAGAGUGACAUUAUUGACUCAACGGAAACUACCUGGAAGACCCGCGCGCAGUCAGUAGCUGCUAGCUGCAUCACAAAUAAUUGAGCAGUAUACUGAACAAUGGACUUCAGGAGCAACGACGACCUCGUCAUGCCGCCGCCGCCGCCGCCCUGCGGCCAUGGCUGGGAGAUGAUGGAGGCCAUGAGGAGGCAGCAGGAGCUCGUGAUGCAGCUCCGGGCGCUCGUCCUCCCGCUGCUCGUCCACGGCGCCAUGGAUGGUGGUGGCGGUGGCGCCCCCUCGGCAGCCGACAUCGCCGUCCAGCUCUUCGACGACGUGAUCGGCUGCAACAUAGGCGUGGUGUCCACGCUCGAGGGCUGCAUCCUCAGCACCGGCGGAGGCGGGCCUUCGGUAGAGUCCGUCGACGACAAGUCGUUGGUGAUGAGGAAUAAUAGCGCUCCUGCUAGUAAUAACGGCGAGAAGGCGGAGAAGCAGGCGCGAUUGGCGGCGAAUUCGAAGCAGCUGAAUAGCGUCGUCGUUGGUCAGAAGAGAAGGAGGAACAACGACAAGCGAUCAAGGUCCCUUGUUACGCAUGUUCCACACUACGACGGCCACCUGUGGAGAAAGUAUGGGCAGAAGAACAUCAAUGGGAGGAAACAUCCUAGGAGCUACUACAGAUGCGCGUACAGGGAACGGAACUGCUUAGCAACAAAGACAGUUGAGGAGCAGGAGCCAAAUGCCGACGACGGUAACAGUAGCAGCAGCGCCAUGGCCGGCGAGGAAAGCCCAAAGUACACUGUCGUGUACUACGGCGACCACACUUGCAACGACCAUAUUAUUCAUGCCGUCAGCACGGUCCAGCUUCCCCAACUUGUUGCAAGUGUGGAUCUUGGUCAGGGCACGGAAAUGGAUCAAACGACGGCAACACGUGCAGGUGGUGUUCAAGAGUCUGACGAGGCAGAUCACUUGGACUUGCCAGCUUUGCUAGAGGUGUUUGAUAGCUCUCUCGUUGAUUGGGAGGCACUAUACCACAGCCCCAACGUAGCCACUCAUUCAUAGUUCCCUCUCUGACUGAAGUGGGAGGCGACUGAUGAUGGUUACUAUACUUUGCUAGAGAUUUUGUAUACCAGGCGGACAGUGCAUCGGCAACCCUCUAUGUUUAGCGUCUGUUGUUCGACGCUACUUUGGUGUUGUAGUAUAGUGAGGAUAUUGGAAUUUGGAAUAUGUGAUGUAGAAAUCUAGUUUUUGCACCAUGAGAUCAUGCAUGCUGCUAAGCACAAGGUUCUUCUCAGUAGUACACUGCUGGGAAGAUCAGAAUGUUUUUUACUACCCAAUCAAUAUAGAUUGAAUGUUACAAACA